UUUAAAGCCCCCUUAACCAAAGACUGGCAUUCACCUUUCACCAUGAGGGGAAUCCUUUUAGCCUUAACUCUCGCCCUUGUGGGCAGCCAACAGGUGAAGUAUGAGCCUAAUUUCAGUAGCAGCAAGACCUAUGAGUACACAUAUGAAGGCCUGGUUCUGACAGGACUCCCUGAGAAGGGUUUGGCAAGAGCUGGUCUGAAAAUUAAUUCAAAAGUACAAAUCAGUGAAGUGGCACAACGGACAUUCAUGCUCAGAAUUAUAAAUCCAGAAAUUCAGGAGUAUAAUGGGGUCUGGCCAAAAGCUACCUUCUAUCCAGCAACAAAAUUAACACAAGCUUUGGCUAGGCAGCUGACAGAACCCAUCAAAUUUGAGUACAGCAAUGGACGAGUUGGGAAUAUCUAUGCACCAGCAGACGUCUCUGAUACUGUUGUCAACAUCCAGAGGGGUAUUUUGAACAUGCUCCAAGUAACUAUCAGGAGCACACAAAAUGUCUACGAACUCCAGGAGGACGGCAUUGCUGGUACCUGUCAUUCAAGCUAUGUUGUACAAGACGUCAAGAGGUCUAACAAGAUUGUUGUCACAAAAUCCAAAGAUCUGAACAACUGUGAUGAAAAAGUUAUAAAGAAUAUUGGCACUCGCUUUAUGCAGCACUGCAGGAUUUGUGACCAGAUUGGCAGAAACGCUAAAGCUACUGCUGCAUACACAUAUAUCCUGAAGCCAACAGAAUUUGGUGCUUUAAUCACCGAAGCAACCUCUCAGGAAGUACAUCAGUUCUCACCAUUUAAUGCAAUGAAUGGAGCAGCUUUAACUGAAGCAAGGCAGAAGCUUAUUUUGGUGGAUGUUAAAGCAAUUCGCAACAAUGUACCAGAGCAGCAGUUUCAGAAUCGAGGGUCAAUUAAGUAUGAAUUUGCCACAGAAAUUCUUCAAACUCCCAUUCAGUUAUUGAAGACAAAAAGCCCUGAGUCCAAAAUAAAGGAAAUCCUACAGCAUCUGGUGCAGAACAAUCAUCAGGAAGUUCACAGAGAUGCUCCUGCCAAGUUUUUGGAGCUCACACAGCUCUUCCGUGCCAGUACUUAUGAAAAUAUUGAGGGCAUCUGGAAGCAAUAUGAAAAUACACCACAGUACAGGCGAUGGAUUCUGGACACAUUGCCUGCAACUGCGACACCGAAUGCAUUCAGGUUUAUUAUCCAGAGAGUUAUGAAAAAGGAUCUCACCAUUGCUGAAGCGGCACAGACAUUGGUAACGGCUAUGUUAGCUGUCAAAGUUGAUCACCAGACAAUGCAAUUGGCAGCGGAUCUUAUUGAAGACAACAGUGCCAUAAGAGCACCUGCACUUUACAAACAUGCGGUUUUGGCCUAUGGAUCUAUGGUGUUCAAGUAUUGUGCAGAAAGCAGCAGUUGCUCUGAAUCUGCUUUGAAGCCCCUCCAUGACAUAGCCGCAGAUGCUACAGCAAGAGCUCAUGAAGAGGAGAUUGUUCUUGCCUUGAAGGCCAUUGGCAAUGCAGGACAGCCAGCCAGCUUAAAACGUAUUCAGAAAUUUUUGCCAGGCAUUGCCUCUGGAGCAUCACAGUAUCCAGUCAAGAUUCAAGCAGAUGCUGUAAUGGCUCUGAGGAAUAUUGCCAAGAAAGAACCAAGAAAGGUACAAGAGAUUGUCCUUCAACUAUUCAUGGAUCACAAAAACCACCCAGAGGUUCGAAUGGUAGCCUCAGUGGUCUUGUUUGAAUCUGAGCCCCCUGUGGCGCUGGUCACAGCUGUUGCUGAAGCAUUGCUGAAGGAGUCUAGUCUACAAGUGGCUAGUUUUGCAUACUCUCAGAUGAAGGCCCUUUCAAGAAGCAUUUCAGCAGUUAGCUACAAAGUGUCUUCUGCCUGCACUAUUGCUCUGAAGAUGCUAAGCCCCAGGCUUGACAGACUUAGCUAUCGAUACAGCAAGGCCUUAUAUACCGAUACGUACCAAUAUUCACUUAUGGCUGGCCUGGCUGCAAAGCUCUAUAUCAUGAACAAUGCAGCUAAUAUUAUACCAACUGCAGUUAUGGCAAAAUUCAAAAUACAUCUUCUUGGAGCCACAGCUACUCCUCUGGAGGUUGGACUGAGAGCAGAGGGUCUUCAAGAGGCUUUAACACGAAAUCAUGAGGACAUAAACAACUUCCCUUCACCUAGAAAGAUUGAACAGAUUGUGAAGAAGCUCAGUGGAUGGAAGUCUAUACCAUCAGAAAAAACCCUGGCAUCUGCCUAUAUCAAACUUUUUGGACAAGAAGUAUCUUUUGCUCAUUUGGAUAAGAAAUACAUUCAAGAAGCCCUGCAGGCAGUCCGCGAGCCAGUGGCAAAGCAGUCCUUCAUGUGGGCCAUGAUCCAACAGAUUCAGAGAGGAAUUUCCACAGAGUGGUCCAAACCCAUGCUUGCUGCUGAAAUGCGAAGAAUUGUACCCACCUGUGUCGGCUUCCCAAUGGAAACAAGCCUCUACUCCGCUUCAGUGGCAACCAUUGCUGUCAACGCUCAAGCUCAAAUCACACCUACACCUAGCAGCGACUUCCAUGUGGCUCAGUUGAUGAAUUCCAACAUUCUGCUUCGCUCUGAUAUCUCACCAAGUGUUGGUGUGCAUACAGUUGCAAUGAUGGGCAUCAAUACUCAUGCUGUUCAGUCUGGAGUGGAGUUAUAUACCAAAGCACAUACAAUAGUCCCCAUGAAAUUUACUGCCAAGAUUGACAUGAAAGAAAAUAACUUCAAGAUAUCAUCAGAACCAUGUCAACAGGAAACUGAACUCAUUUCUGUAAGAUCACAGGCAUAUGCUGUAUCAAGAAAUAUUGAAGAUCUUGAUGCUGCAAAAGAGACUCCUGUCCUACCUGAUGAUGCAGAGGCUGAUAUUUUGAAAGAAAAGUUCAACGCAGAAGUAGUGGCAUCCACUGAAAGGGAAAGAGCUGGCAGAAUAGCAAGACUGUCUGCUGAAAUGAUGUCCCAAGAUCUGCCAAACACUGGAGAACAUCAGUCACGCCGAUUUUCCAAAUCAUCUGUCAGUUUCUGUAGCAAAGCUAAAAACUAUGGCUUUCAAGUAUGUAUGGAGUCUAAAUCAGAAAAUGCUGCAUAUCUCAGGAGGAGUCCUCUAUACCAGCUUGCUGGGCAUCAUGUUUGUAAAAUACUUCUAAAACCAGCACAUACUUCUGAUUCAACUGUGGAAAAGAUUGAAUUUGAAUUACAGACAGGCCCCAAAGCAGCAUCCAAAAUGAUUAAAACAUUGUCUAUGGUUGAACUGCCUGAGGCAGCAGAAGCUGGAGACAAGAUCCUGUCUAAACUAAAGACUAUCCUCACCGCAGAUGACCGAGCUGAGGCCGCAAAUAAUGGCACUGCAUUGAAUAAGAAGUCUUCCAGUUCAUCCUCCAGUUCGUCCUCCAGUUCAUCCUCCAGGUCUUCAUCCAAGUCAUCUUCCAGUCAGUCAAGCAGCCAGUCCAGUUCCAUAGAAACCGAAGCUACUGAUAAUCUGGAGAAGGCUGAAGGAGAAGUUGAUCUGAAUAAUCGCAAGUAUUCACAGAAGAAAUCUCAAAAGAAGCAGCAACAGAAAAAGCAACAAGUUCGAAGUCGAUGGUCUAAGAAGAAGAGCAGUAGCAGCAGUAGUAGCAGCAGCAGUAGCAGCAGCAGUGACAGCAAUAGCAGCAGCAGCAGCAGCAGCAGUAGCAGCAGCGGCAGCAGCAAUUCAAACAGAAAACAUUAUUCUAAAAUGCCAAGACCAGCUAGAAGGCAUAUGACAAACACCAGUUCAUCCAGCAGUGAAUCGUCAAGUUCAUCUUCAGAACAGAAUAAUCGCAAUCCAGAAAUCUAUGAUUACAAAUUCAGAGCACAUGAUUAUAUGAAGAAUAAAUUAGGCAGCCGAGUAAGAGUGUCAUCUGAGAGCAGCAGCAGCAGCAGCAGUAGCAGUAGCAGCAGCAGCAGCAGUCAAAUGAUGUUUACGUCAAAGCAGUUUAAAUACAUGGGAGAUUCCUCUUCGCCAGUGUUUGUCAUUGUGGCUCGCGCCAUAAAGAGUGAUGGAAAGCAACAAGGCUAUCAGGUGGCUGGUUAUGCUGACUUAACUGCUCCAAAACCCCGAAUCCAAGUGCUGGCAGCUGACAUCACCGAGAGGAGCAAGUGGCAAGUCUGUGCCGAUGCCUUGAUGGCAAAUGACUACAAAGGAAUGGCCAUUGUGAGGUGGGGUCAGGAAUGCCAGGACUACAGAAUGGCAAUGCAACUGGAAAGUGGCCGCUUAGCAAACCACCCAUCUGUGAAACUGACAACAAAAUGGUGGAGAAUACCCAGCUCUGCCAGGAAAGCCUACAAAAAGUUUGGUGAAUACGUUAAAGGAAUGGCAUUGUUCAUGGGCUUUGCACAGAAAGAGCAGAAGAAUCCAUCUAGCCAGUGUUCAAUCAUCUUUGCACUAACUUCACCAAGGACUAUUGAUACUAUCAUCAAGACACCAAAGCUGACUUUAUUCAAAAGGGCCGUCCAGAUUCCGUUUGCAGUACCACAGCCAGCUCUUAGCGCUGAACAGAAGCCUGCAGGACUGCUGCACAGCAUCACUGAAAUCCCAACACUGAUCGCCGAAGCCAGCACAUCGGUGUGUUCUGCAUCACAAAACAAAUUUGACACUUUUAAUGAUGUCCGGUUUACGUAUGCGAUUCCCAAAUCUUGCUACCACAUCCUAGCUCAGGCUUGUACGACCAAACCUGGAUUUGCAGUGUUGUUAAAACGGACAUCUGUGGGAGACAAUUUAGCAGCUCUGAAUAUUCAUAUCCGUGACAAAGAUAUUGAAAUGUUACCCACAAGCCAUGGCCAUCUGAGACUGCUGAUUGACAACAAUGAGAUGCCACUGUCCCGGUUACCAUACACUGACUCCUCAGGCUCAAUUGAGAUCAAGAAAGACGAUACAUUCCUCGUUGUGCUGGCAGAAAAGUAUGGCUUAAAAGAAGUGAAGUUCAAUGGCGAGAAAGUAAAGGUCACCGUGGCGUCCAAUAUGAGAGGGAACAUGUGUGGAAUGUGCGGCCGCAAUGAUGGGGAAAGUAGACAUGAAUUCCGUAUGCCCAAUGGACGUCUGGCCAAGUCGUCUAGCAUGUUUGGCCACUCAUGGAUAGCACGAGGAGAGAAAUGUCAGAAAGGUUGUAACGUGAAGCAUGAACAUAUUGAUCUUGGCAAAGUGAUUUCCCUGUACGGAGAGCCAUCAAAAUGCUACUCUACUGAACCAGUCCUACGAUGUGAGGAAGGAUGCUCACCAGUCGAAAGCGCUGCAGUCACAGUUGGGUUCCACUGCCUCCCAACAGGCACAUCUGUCAGCCCAGCACAAUACAGUAGCUUUGCUGAAAAGAGUGAAGACAUGGAACAUUCGGUGGAAGCCUAUACUGAAUGCUCGUGCCCCACUGAUUUGUGCGCCGAAGCACAAAAACAAUGCAGUACUUACCCAUAUGAAAGCAAGCCAGAGUGUUUACAAAGUGGUGUCUUUGAGAUGGUCAGGAUGACCAGAAAGAUAAACUGGACAAAAAAAAAAACACAGACACAGAGAUGCGCAUGCGCAAGUGAGCAGGCAGAAGAGUAUAUAAACCCAGGCAUCACGUACAGAAAUCACUUUUCUUCCACCAUGAGAAGAUUGGUGAUAGCACUGACCAUUGCCCUUGUGGCAUGUCAGCAGAUCAACCUUGAUCCCCAGUUCAGUGAAAGUAAGACCUACGUGUACAAAUAUGAGGCGCUUCUUUUGGCUGGGCUUCCGGAGAAAGGCUUAGCACGUGCCGGUCUGAAGAUUACCAGCAAAGUACAGAUCAGUGGGGUUGCUCAGAAAACGUAUCUCCUUAAGGUUGUUGAUCCCCAAGUCUAUGAGUACAAUGGCAUCUGGCCCAAAGAUCAGUUUGCACCAACUGAAAAAGUUACCAGGCUAUUGGCAUCUCAACUCCAAAAUCCCAUCAAGUUUGAAUACAGCAAUGGUCGUGUGGGAAACAUCUAUGCUCCUGAAGAUGUAUCAGAAACUGUGGUCAACAUCCAAAGAGGAAUUCUGAACUUGCUUCAACUGAACAUCAAGAAGACACAAAAUGUGUAUGAGCUGCAGGAGGCUGGAAUUGGAGGCGUCUGCCAAACAAACUAUUUGAUUCAGGAGCAACAAAGGGGAAAUCGUAUCAUUGUUACCAAAAGUAAGGAUCUCAACAACUGUGAGGACAGAGUUAGGAAGGACAUUGGCAUGGCCUAUGCUGAACAUUGCGCUUACUGUCAACAGAGAGGAAAGAACCUACGGGGUGUAGCUGCCUACAACUACGUCAUGAAACCCACAGACUCAGGCGCACUGAUCAUUGAAGCUACUGCUCAGGAGGUCCAUCAGUACACUCCAUUCAAUGAAGUUUUGGGUUCUGCGCAAGUGGAAGCUCGGCAAAAUCUUGCAUUUGUGGAACUUCGCAGUAGCCCAGUAAGGCCAGCUGAUUCUGAAUAUCAGGAUCGAGGAUCUCUCAAGUAUGAGUUUUCAUCAGAAGUUCUUCAAACACCAAUUCAGCUUACCAGGAACAAAAAUCCUGAAACACAAAUCACAGAGACCCUAACACAUCUGGUUCAGCACAAUCAGCAGCAUGCCCAUCCAGAUGCUCCUGCCAGGUUCCUUCUGCUUACCCAGCUGUUACGCUCUGCCAACCAUCAAAAUAUUGAGGCCAUCUGGAAACAGUUUGAAAACAGAAAAGAUUUCAGGCGCUGGGUCUUAGAUGCCAUUCCUGCGGUUGGGACUGCUUAUGCUUUGAGGUUCAUCAAGGAAAAGAUUCAGGAAAAUGCCAUCACUGAAAUGGAAGCUGCCCAGGCUCUGAUCACUGCUUUGCACCUAACAAAAGCAGAUCACGAGACCAUGCCUUUUGCACAAGCUCUUGCUAACUCUCGCCAUAUUCAGCAGUCACCAGUCCUCCGUAAAAUCACAAUGCUUGGCUACGGUUCUAUGGUUUUCAAAUUCUGCUCUUUGCAUCAAAGCUGUUCCGAUAAUGUCUUACAGCCCCUUCAUGACUUCGCUGCUGACGCUGCCAGCAAAGCCCACCAGGAAGAUAUUGUUCUUGCUCUGAAAGCUUUGGGCAAUGCAGGCCAACCAGCCAGCCUCAAGCGCAUUCAGAAGUUUCUACCUGGGUUUUCCUCUGGUGCUUCACACAUGCCAGUCAAGGUGCAAGUGGAUGCAGUGAUGGCUCUGAGAAACAUUGCCAAGAAAGAACCCAAAAAGGUCCAAGAAAUCACUCUUCAGCUUUUUAUGGAGAAACAACUGCACCCUGAAGUUCGAAUCAUGUCUUGUAUAGUCUUGUUUGAAACCAGGCCCACUAUAGCAGUCGUGACCACUUUAACUGAAGCCCUGUUAAAGGAAACAAGUCUACAAGUUGCCAGCUUCACCUACUCACACAUGAAGGCUCUUACCCGAAGUCGUCUGCCUGAUUACCGCCCUGUUGCUGCUGCCAGCAAUGUAGCUGUUAAGCUCCUGAGCCCAAAGCUUGACCGUCUCAGCUACCGUUACAGCAAAGCUAUACGUCUUGAUACCUUCAAUAGUGAGAUAAUGGCUGGAGCUGCUGCAAAGAUCUUUGUAAUCAACAAUGCUGCUAGCAUCUUGCCCACUGCUGUGGUAUCCAAAAUCAGAGCUUAUGUUGCAGGAAGUGCAGCAGAUUUUCUGGAGGUUGGUGUUCGAACAGAAGGGCUGCAAGAUAUCAUUAUGAAAAGACAACAGCAAGACAUUAACCCUGCUAGGAUUAACAAAAUUCAGAAUAUACUGAAAGCUCUUUCUGGAUGGAAGUCUCUGCCCUCUAAUAAGCCCAUUGCUUCUGCAUACAUCAAACUGUUUGGACAAGAGGUUUCUUUUGCUGAACUUGACAAGAAUGCCAUUGAAGAUGCUGUGCAGAUGGCAACUGGACCUUUACAAAGACACGACACCGUCAGAAAACUUGUGAAGCAGCUUCAGGAUGGAGCAGCAGCUCAGUGGUCCAAGCCUCUGCUCGCUGCAGAAGUACGAAGAAUUAUACCUACAUGUGUGGGAUUUCCUGCUGAAGUAAGCCUGUACUCUGCAGCCGUGGCAGCCUCUGCAGCAAAUGUCCAGACUCGUAUGUCACCUGCUCCUGCCGACAAUUUCCGAGUAUCUCAGUUGUUGAACACUAACAUUCAAGUUCAAGCAGAAUUAACUCCCAGCAUCUCCCUGCACACAGUAGCAGUCAUGGGCAUCAACACUCACUUAAUUCAGAGUGCAGUAGAGAUUUACGCAAAAGGACGAGCUGCCAUUCCUCUGAAGUUUGUGGCCAGAGUUGACUUAAAGGAAAUGAAUUUCAAACUUGAGUCGGCACCAUGUCAGCAAGAGGAAGAGAUUCUAAACCUGAGGGCUGAAGCUUUCGCUGUAACAAGGAAUGUGGAAGAUUUGUCUGCAACCAGGAAAACUCUGAUAGUGCCAGACUCUGCUGAAAGUAACAUCUUGAAACAGCAAUUUACUUCCCAGCAGCAGUCAUCCAGAGAACAUUCACAAGGAAUGCCAAAGAUGUCUUCGGAACUCCAAUCAGCAGAAAUUCCCUAUUAUGCAGAAGGUGCACCACAUAAGCACAUGGCCAGCUACUAUCGUCAAUCCUGUGCUAAAGCUACCAACUUUGGAUUCCAGUUGUGCUAUGAGGGCAAAACCCAGAAUGCUGCUUUCAUAAGGAAUUCAUGCCUGUAUAAGGCCGUUGGACAACAUGCUGCAAGAAUUGUACUCAAGCCAGCUCACUCUGAAGGUACCAUUGAAAAACUGCAGGUUGAAAUCCAGGCAGGAGCAAAGGCUGCUUCCAAGAUUAUCAAAAUGGUUUCAUUGAAGGGGCUCACUGAAGAAGAAACUGAAGAAAACCCUGAAGGCAAAAACGUUUUGCUGAAACUGAAAAAAAUCCUCACACGAGAAGAGGUUAGAUUAACGAACAUGACAUACAGAAAGUCCAGCUCCAGCUCUUCAUCCUCAGAACCAUCUACAAGUUCUUCCUCAAGUUCUCAGAGCAACAGCAGCCAGUCAAGCAGCUCCUCAAGUCAGGAGAAACGUGUCGCACAAGAAGGACAGGAAAACCUCAAAGCCAAGCCUAGACGCCGUUCCUCUAGCUCCUCUUCUUCCUCCUCAUCAUCUUCAUCAUCUUCAUCUUCAUCAUCUUCUUCCAGCAGUCAGUCCUCCUCACGUAGGAGAGAAAAGCCUGAUGAAUUGAAUCCACAAAGAGAGAGGAGUCAAAGAACAAGAAGCCAUGACCGAAACAGGAGGAGGAGCAGCAGUAGCAGCAGCAGCAGUAGCAGCAGCAGCAGUAGUAGUAGCAGUAGCAGUAGCAGCAGCAGCAGCAGCAGCAGAAAAUCCUCCAAUGACAGUCAAAACAAGAAGAAAAAACGACAGCAAGGAAAUAAACAAGCCUGGAGUGUGAGCAGCUCUGUCAGCAGCAGCCAGUCCUCCAGCGAGUCCAGCCAGCAGCAGCCAAAGAGAGAACCUGAGAUUUAUGAAUACAAAUUCAAAUCUGCUCACAUCCACCAGCAUGGUGACAGAAGGCAGUCAAGUAGCAGCAGCAGUAGCAGCAGCAGCAGUAGUAGUAGCGCCUCUAGCUUUGCUGAAGUAUCACAGAAGCAUAGAUUCCUUGGAGAUAACUUGCCUCCAGUGCUUGCCAUUGUUGCUCGGGCCAUCAGGACUGACGGAGAGAAACGAGGAUACCAGGUGGCCGUUUACAGUGACCUGACAGCUUCAAAACCAAGAGCACAGGUGAUAGUGGCAGAACUCGCUGAAAAAAGCAGAUGGCAGAUCUGUGCUGAUGCCAUAUUACUCAGCAAGCACAAGGCAAUGGCUGUAACACAAUGGGGUAAAGAAUGCCAGGACUACAAAAUUGCUUUCAAGGCAGUGACUGGACAGCUCGGUGCACAUCCAGCAGUGCAGCUCAAAACACAGUUUUGGAAGAUCCCUACUGCAGUGAAGAAGACGGCAAAGAUGAUGGCAGAAUAUGCUCCAAGUGCUGCUUUCUAUUUUGGCUUUUCUCAGCAAAGGCAAAGUAACCCAUCUAGAGAAAUGACAGUCAUUUUAGCAGCAACUUCCCCAAGAACUAUUGAUGCUGUCAUAAAGAUACCAAAGAUGACCUUUUAUACCCGUGCUGUCCGUAUCCCUCUAGCGCUGCCAGUUGGAGUAAAUGCUUUAGAUCAGCAGAAGCAGGCAGGCUGGAGUAUCCUUGCUGACCUUCCUGACAUGUUUGCUGACUCCUAUUCAGCCCAGUGCUCAGCUUCUUCUUCAAAUCUCCUGACAACCUUCAACAAUGUGAGAGUCAACAAUGAAAUCCCCAUAUCCUGUUACCAAGUAUUGGCACAAGACUGUAGUGAUGAGCUCAAAUUUAUGGUGAUGUUGAAAAAGGACGAAAUAUCCGAACGUAACAGGAUUAAUGUCAAAGUUGCUGAUAUAGAUGUUGACAUGGACCCCAGAGGUGAUGCCAUGUUCUUGAAGGUUGAUGGUUUGGAAAUACCCGCUGUAAAUCUCCCAUACACAGACUCAACUGGCUCUGUUACAAUUGAACAAACUGGAGAUGGCUUGUCUCUCCGUGCUGUGAGCCAUGGACUAAGUGAGAUCUACUUUGAUGGAAACAGCUGGAAGAUUCAAGUUGCUGCCUCCAUGGCUGGACGCACUUGUGGAAUUUGUGGUCGUGGUGAUGGAGAAACAAGAGAGGAGUAUCAGAUGCCAAACGGAGAGGCAGUGGAGAAUGCACAAAGUUUCAUGAAUUCAUGGGUGAUUCCAGGAGACAGCUGCAAAAAUGCACAAGCAUGCCGAAUGCAACAUGAAUCUGUAAAGAUGGAGAAAGAGGUCAACCUUGAAGGACAGAACUCCAAGUGCUACUCCGUGGAGCCUGUGCUGCGCUGUUUGCCAGGAUGCUCACCAACCAGAACGGCUCCCGUGACUGUUGGAUUCCACUGCCUCCCAGCUGAUUCAUAUGUGAGCCGACCUGACAAUAUGGCCUACUUCUCUGAUAAGAGUGUGGACCUCAAAGACACCGUAGACUCACAUGUGGCCUGCAGCUGCAACAGAUGUGCUUAAAUGAACAAGACGGGCUGAUGGAACGUUGAGAAGAUGAAUUGUGUCUCCUCACGCAAACUUUAAUUCCAAGUUGAAAUUUUUAGAAAGUGCUUGAAAUGUAAUUCAUGGGAACUACCCAAUGAAAAAUACAUCAUUCAAAUGUAUUUAUAUUUGUCAAAAGAUUUCAGAUAUAUAAUAAAAUGCAUACAAAGAAA
Molecule: messenger RNA, 11198 nt
Organism: Polypterus senegalus (gray bichir)
Lineage: Eukaryota; Metazoa; Chordata; Cladistia; Polypteriformes; Polypteridae
Exons: 70
Coding region: 43-11004 (3653 amino acids)
Biological process (GO): lipid transport
Molecular function (GO): lipid carrier activity
Source: RefSeq, a predicted model, not a curated record